Messenger RNA from Trametes versicolor FP-101664 SS1, 2158 nucleotides. RefSeq names its product general amidase. The record is from RefSeq and is a predicted model, not a curated record. NCBI's taxonomy places the organism in Eukaryota, Fungi, Basidiomycota, Agaricomycetes, Polyporales, Polyporaceae. The coding region runs from base 402 to 2084 and encodes 560 amino acids. The transcript has 9 exons.
UGCGCUCGCGCGCUGCACAUUCUCGGGCAAAGUGUUGCGCCAGGUCUCGCGCAUAUGGCGCUCCCACUACUUCAAACUGAUGCGUCCUGUGAAAUCAUGUCGGCGGCCUCCGUGCCAGCCACCGACACCCGGUGGUCGGCUUUACGGGCAUAUAUGGGUAUAAUCAUCGAUCAGAGUACACCUUGAGACUGUGCACGGGCAUCUCACCCGCUGCUGAUUCAGAGCGGGUGCACUGUUCUACGAUAAGCCUAUAUCCGCGGUCCUCUUACUGACGGGGUCAUAUGGCACUCCUGGUGGGAAGUAUAUCAUGUCGCGCCGCGGCGCCGAAACUCUACUCUGUUACGAGACUCCUUACCCGCCCACACCCUCUUCGUCGUAACCUUCGGGAUCGCUCACUAGACAUGGCUACCGCGGUCACAUCCAUAAGUUGGGAAGAACAGGUUGCUGACAAGAGGAGGCGUCUGCUAGCGUCAAUUCCCCCGGCGUGGAUCAUCUCUCCUGUACCGGACGACCAGCUAAACGUGCUCGAUGUGCCCAAGACCUGUGGUCUAUUGACGGACAGAGAACUCGAGAUUACCGGCACCACCGAUGUCUCAUUGAUCUUGCGGAAGCUCGCGACUGCGGAGUGGUCCGCGGUGGAGGUCACGACCGCGUUCAGCAAGAGGGCAGUCGUAGCACAUCAAGUGGUGAACUGUUUGACAGAAGUGUUCAUCGAUCGCGCACUCAACCGUGCUGCAGAGCUCGACGCCCACCUGAAAGAGCAUGGCACAGUUGUGGGACCUCUGCACGGACUGCCCAUCUCCUUGAAAGAUCAGUUCCCCGUCAAAGGCAUCGAGACUACUAUGGGGUAUGCUGCCUGGAUAGGUAACGUCGCGGAGGACGACGCCGUUCUGGUGAAGCUCCUGGAGCGUGCAGGGGCAGUGCUAUAUGUCCGCACGAACCUUCCCCAAACGAUAAUGUGGGCAGAGACCUACAAUAAUGUCUUCGGACGUACCCUCAAUCCUUACAACCGCAAACUCACGCCCGGCGGAUCAUCGGGUGGAGAGAGUUCGCUGAUUAGCAUGCACGGGAGCCCUUUGGGGGUGGGCACAGACAUUGGCGGGUCUAUCCGAGUACCUUCCCACUUCUGCGGACUCUACGGAUUCAAGCCGUCGAGCCACCGCAUGCCAUCAUACGGCAUGCUGAACUCGCUCGACGGACAGGAAUCUGUCCCUAGUGCCAUCGGCCCACUCACGGUUUCCCUCUCUGGCGUGACCGCCUUCUUCCGCGGCGUCUUGGACCAGGAACCUUGGCGGUACUCUCCGGGCACUGUGCCCAAGCCGUGGUCUCAAGAUGACUACUUGCUCAAGAACCACGACCACGGCAAGAAGCUCUGCUUUGGUAUCAUGUGGGAUGAAGGUUCCGUCAAGCCACACCCGCCGAUCUUGAGAGCGUUGUCGCGUACGAAGCAGGCAUUAGAGGCGGCAGGUCACAGAGUCAUUGAGUGGAAGUCUCUCAGACACCCGGAGUACAUCGCCGUCGCGCGCGCUGCCUGGCUCGCUGACGGGAGCGAGGAUUAUAACGCGUGUCUUACCACCGGAGAGCCUCUCAUCCACUCGAUGGACCCUAACGCGGAUCCCAACGACAUCCCCGACUUCCGCAUCCCCCGCAAGCCGCUGACCGCCUACCAGAUAUGGCAGCUGCACAAGGAGAGGCGCGAGCUGCACAAGGCGCACCUCGAUCGCUGGGAGGCGACAAUUUCGGAAACCGGGACUGGUCGUCCGAUUGACGCUAUCAUCUGCCCUCCCGCCCCGUACACUGCGGUCCCCCAUGGUCAAACCAGGUCUUCGAUUUACACUGUCAUUUGGAAUGCGCUCGACUGCCCGAGCCUGAUCAUCCCGGUCACCAAGGUCGAUCCCCAAGUCGACGUCGCACCAACCCGCGAGGAGUUCUGGAGCAGCGAAGACAAGCUGAUACAUGGACUGUACGACCCGGAGUUGUACAACGGUCUCCCUGUUGGAGUCCAGAUCGUUGGUUCCACCCUCCAGGAGGAGGUAGUUCUGGGUAUCGGGGAAGUGAUCGAGGCAGCAUUGAAGAAUCAUUAAAUGUGCGGGCGUAUAUCAUGUAUUUCAAAGUUACCAAGCAAGCCGUUUCCAGCAAUGUAUCCAAGAUGAAUUUG